AUGAAAAGGAAAUUACAAGGUGUGUCCGUGAAGUUACACCGGGUGUGCCUGCCCCUCUUGCCUCCUCUUCCACCUCCUCUAGCUCUGCCUCCGCCUCCCCGGAGACGGCCAGACCAGCCUGUCCUCUGCCUCGCCCGCAGCCUGCUCAGCGUAAAGAUGACGAGGACGAAGACCCCUCCCACGAACUGUGUAGGACUGCAUCAUCGCCUGGGUAUUCAUUGGGCAGGACGUCAUAUGCAAGAUUCGCCCGCAAGCGGAUGGCCUGUCCUUAGAGGCAUAAGGUGGGUGAUAAUUUAAUAUAAAAUUAAUGCUGUGUCUUAUUGUUUUGUCACGUUGCUCUCAAAGAGUUACGUUGGGGUCCAGUAUGCCCCCCUCUCCUAUCUGGAGAGACGGCAUAUCAGCCUAUCGUCACAGCUAAGUGGUUUUUUAAAACACAGUGUUUCCGGUAGUGUGUAUUGUGAAUCCAACUGGAACACGGUAGGCCACGAAAACUUUCUAACCAUUCAUUCCUUAGUGUACAGGCGAGGCCCCUGUGAAACAGCCGUAUGGUUACACAGGGUUACGCUAGGCUACCAUCAAAGGAUCCUACUAGUGCGUCUUUGUUAUCAAUCCUUGAAUCAUCCUACUUAUAAAUAAAUAGGCAUCCCCCUUAUUAUCUAUUUUUGUGUCUAGUGUUGGCAGGUAACAAAACACCUGUUGAUGUUUCGUAUCCUGUAAGGCAGUAUUGAUUUAUGUACUGACAGACGAUUCAUCUUGUGAACAACGUAAACUGAAUGGUCUGGAUGAUACAGUACAGCUCCAUAAAUGUGUUUUCUCUUACGGUUUUCGUAAUCUCGUUCUUUUUUCUAGCUGACUUUGCUGUAAGGAUACGAUGUAUGAUACAUGUAAUACACAAAAUAUGUGAUAAUGGACUUAUCGGUUUAGGUCCUGGUCAGCCGUAGGCUAUUAGUAGUUAGGUUUUUGAGGAGUCAAAAGCUCCAUGUGGAUUUUUGACUGCAUGGGGGUGGCCGUCCCUCACGCCUCCGUUGUUCAAGGGUCAACCGCAGGGGGCGCCUGUCUUGCACCGCUUGUAUGAAGAUCACGUGAGUUAAAGCAUCUGGCUUUCUCUGUCCCCCCAUCUCUGGCAGUAAUGGCAGCCUCGCAGGGUUGGCGGGAGCUUGUGGGUGAGAUGCUCCGCAAACGUUCGUCGCGUGAUCAGCAUGGCUGAGUUCCCUGAGAGCAGUGGUCUCCUUUCUCCCUUCCAGGCUGCCCUCCUCCGCGCUGUGCUUCAGCGGCCCAGCCCGGCCCUGUGGAGAAGGCCUGUCUGCGGGCUGUGGUGCCGCACAGCCACCGGCCAGGAUCCGGGGAGGUGGGUGGGGAGCGGGUGCCCCGCCCCGAAGGAGAAAGCAGCAGGUGCGGAGACAGAGAACUUCCAGAUGGUCUACCGGUUUGACGCCAUCAGAGCCUUCGGGUACUUGUCUCGGCUGAAGGUGGCACAGACGGCCCUCACGGUGCUGGCCCUCCCGCCUGGCUGCUACUGGUACUCGCAGGGCUUCGUGACGCUCGGCUCCCUGUGUGUCGCAGGCGGGGUGGCUGGCUUUGCCCUGGCCAUGCUCUGCUGGAUGAGCUAUUUCUUCCGGAGGCUGGUGGGCAUCCUGUAUGUGAACGAGGCGGGCACUGUGCUGCGGGUGGCGCACCUGACCUUCUGGGGCCAGCGGCAGGACACAGACUGCCCCGUGGCCGACGUGAUCCCCAUGACGGAAACCAAGGACCGGGCCCAGGAGCUGUUUGUGCGUAUCCAGCAGUACAGUGGGAAGCAGACCUUCUACCUCACCCUUCGCUACGGACGCAUCGUGGACAGAGAGCGUUUCGCGCGGGUGUUUGGGACGCUGGACUCCCUCAAGUGAAUUGGGAGCUGGGUCUCCAGCAGGAAGGCCGAGGAUGAAACAGGGGAUCGGGCACCUGAAGACUUCGGCAGGGCCUCUGGGCAUCCGUCUUUUGGGAUGCACAGAGUCCUAAGACAGAAGCUAGUGAUCGCGUUUCGGAAAGAGGCCCUUAGUACCAAUUCAUACUGCAUUUGUGUGACAUUUAGUCAGAUAACGGCCAGAAGUUCACAGCUGGUUCUUGGAGGAAGCUGUGUCCAGUUCUCUCAGGCAGGGCAGUGCUGUGAAAUCGGAAGUCAGGGAGGUGAGGCAGAGCAAGCUCAGGACGUGGCUUGAGCAGAAUCGGGUGCUGUCAGUUCUCGACUGCCUGUCCUGGAGUCACCGUGUCUCUCAACCCUGGUUUUCCCAUCUGAGAAAGGGAAAAAUCCUGUCUCCUGGCAUGGGUGUGAAAAUAAACGGUAAAUGUCAAGGUCAGUACAAAGGUGACUUGUGCUGAAAAGCUUCCAGGCAGUCGGUAGGGGGCUUACCCGAGGCCUGUGCCGCCCCCAUUGGGCCUCAGCAGCAGGAAAGGACGGGAAGAAGCCCAGGUAGAGUUGGGUCGUGUGACCGCGGCGGAGGGUGCUGGCCAGGCGAGCGCCGCAUCCCUUUGUCAAGGUUGUGGCCUGGGGCCCUCCUGUCUGAAGGCUCUGGUGGAUAAAACCAGGCGAGCUGUGUUCUGGUGCGUUCUUUUAUAAGCUAAAGCUAGUUUUGUGCACGAUUAGUGGUUAGUAAAAGAUGUUUGUUUCACAGUCUGUAGCAAAAUAAAGAGGAAGGAAGAGGUGAUCGUCAACAGUUCCACCACUCAGAAGUCAGUGACUAGAUGCUUUAUUGUGGGGACUUCCAGUCUUUUAUUGUGUUAAAACACACAUCAUGUAAAUGUAUUCCUGCAGCCAUUUUUGAAUGUACACUUCAGUGGUAUUAAGGACGCCUACAGCGUUGUGCAGCCAUCACAUCUGCUCAUUUCCAGAACGUUUUCAUCAUCCCAAGGAGAAACUCUGUACCCAUUAAACGGUCACUCCCCAUCUCCCCCUCCCUCCGGCCUCGUAACCACUCAUCUGCUUUCUGUUUCCGUGGAUUUGCUUUUUCUGGACAUUCCACGUAAACAGAAUCGCCCACUGUGGUUUUGUGUCUGGCUUUUUUCACCUGGCGUGAUGGUUCCAACGUGCAUCCAUGCUGUAGCCUGUGUGAGAGCCUCAUUGCUUUUCGUGGCUGGAUAACCACAGUGUAGACCACAGUUUGCUUAUCUGUCUGUCGAUGGACAUUUUGAUAGUUUUCCACCUUUUGGCUGUUGGGAACAGUGCUGCUGUCAGAGUUGGCGCACGAGUCCCUGCUGUCGCUUCUUUUGGGGCUCCUGGAUGCCGACAGGCAGACAGGCGGAAAUAUUGGAUCUUACGGUGACUGUGCAAGUUUUUGAGGAACCGCUGAACUUUCCCACAGCCGCCAUGUCCUUUUUUACCCGUCUCAGCCGUCCACGAGGGUUCUGGCUCCUCCACAUCCUCCUGAUGGGCAGGAGGUGGUAUCUUACCGUGCUUUCAGGCUUUUUAAAAACAUAGAUGUUAUUCUGUGCCUGGAAUUGUUUUUUUGUUUGGUUUUUUUUUUGCUUCAUGUAACAUAGCUAUCUUACUUGUAAACACAUUAGAAAUAUUCUGUCACAAGAAAAAAAGAUACCUCAUUACUAUGUGAGAUGCCUGAUGUUAACUGACCUUGUCAUAAUCGUUUUGCGAUAUAUACGUGCAUAAAUCAUUACGUUGUACACACUAAGCUGAUACGAUGUUAUAUGUCAAUUCUAUCUCAGUAAAACUGGGGAAAGUUAAUUAUUUUUGAAGGAGAGAGAGACCGAGUGAGAGUGGCUAACGGGAGAGAGAGAGCGGGAGACAAAGAAUCCGAAGCAGGCUGUGGGCUCUGAGCUGUCAGCACAGAGCCUGACAUGGGGCUCAAACUCACAGACCGCGAGAUCAUGACCCGAGCCAAAGUCAGGUGCUUAACUGACUGAGCCACCCAGGAGCCCCAAAUCCUCCUUAAAAAAAAUUUUUUUUUGUCUAUUUAUUUUUUUAAAUAUUUUAAAAUCUCUGAGAGAGAGAGAGAACGAGAGCGAGAGAGUGCACAAGCGACCAGGGGAAGGGCAGAAAGAGGUGGACAGAGAAUCUGAAGUGAGCUCCGUGCCUACAGCAGAGAGCCCGAUGUGGGGCUUGAACUCACAAGCUAUGAGAUCAUGACCUGAGCUGACGUCAUAUGCUUAACCGGUUGAACCACCUAGGUGUCCUUUAUUUUUUUGAAGUCGAUUCCACACCCAUCGUGGGGCUCGAACUCCCCAAGAUCAAGAGUCGCACGCUCUACUGACUGAGCCAGCCAGGUGCCCCUCAUUCAAAUCAUACUCUUUAUGCAAAAACAAAUUCAGAAAUUGCAAAAUAUUCCACCGAGUGGAUGUGGUUGGUCCUUCACUUUUUAUUUUCUUUUUAAAAUUUAUUUACUUAGUGUGAGCAAGGGAGGAGCAGAGAGAGGGGGAAAGAGAGAAUCCCAAGCAGGCUCUGCACUGUCACUGCAGAGCCCAUCGUGGGGCUCGAUUUCAUGAACCAUGAGAUCAUGACCUGGAGCCAAAAUCAAAAGCCUGAUGCUCAACCAGCUGAGCCACCCAGGUGCCCUGAAAACAGCACUGUUUAAUUUGUGUUCAGUUUUAGUUAAAGAUGCAAAUGAAAGGUGGUAGGAUCAUGGAUUUGAAUUCUUUAUUAAAUUCCAGCUGGUGUGAAUUCAUUCCUGUGGUUGGAGACCGAAGUCUGGGGAGUGUGUGGUUGUGUCCCUCAGAUGUUUGGGGACACUGGGCACCCACUGCCUGGGCAUAUCUGUGGUUUUCCCAGACACAACGGCUCUACACACAGGAGAACCCCCACUGAGCAGGGACCCAGAGCCUGGGUGUGGGCCUGGGCGUCCCUGGGGCCUCUUUCUUCAAGGUAAAUGGCAUGUGGUUCCGUUGACUUGUUUUAUGCGACUUUAUUUAAACAACUUUUUUUUAAUGUUUACUUAUUUUUGACAGAGAGAGACAGAGCAUGAGCGGGGGAGGGGCAGAGAGGGAGACACAAAAUCCGAAGCAGGCUCGAGGCUCUGAGCUGGCAGCACAGAGCCCGACGCGGGGCUCGAACUCACAGACUGUGAGAUCAUGACCUGAGGCGAAGUCGGAUGUUUAACCGACUGAGCCAUCCAGGCGCCCCAAUGCUGACUCUAUUUUAAAACUACGACCAGAAGCUGACCACCUCUCACCCUGUCCACCUCCUGCCAUUCUGAUCCACACUGCCCUCGUAUGUUCUCUGGGUUGUUGCAGCCUGCUGCUUCUAUUAUCCUUACCCAUCUGGAGCCUGUUCUCACAGCAGCCAGUGAUAAUAAAUAAGUAAAUAAACAAACAAAGCACGGCAUUGCGGUAAAAACUGAAGUGCUCACCGUGGCCUACAAGGUCUAACGUGGUCUGGGUCCACCCCUAUCCCCAGCUGUGUCUUAUCCACAGCUCUGUCUUCAACCACUGCCAGUCAUAUCCAGUUUUCUGUUCCUUCAGUAAUCAAGGAUGCUCCAGCCUCAGGGUCUUUGCAUUGGCAGUUCCCUCUGCCUGGAAACCUUUCUCCCCAAUGUCUGUAUAGAGCACUCUCGCGCAUGUGUGCUCUCUCCCCCUCUCUCCCUCCCCUCCCUUCCCCUCCCUUCCCCUCCCUUCCCCUCUUUCUCUGUAUAACAGGUGUUCUUUAUGCUCAAGAAGUUGUUAGUGAAGAUUCACUUGUAUAGAGAAGACUCAGUUACAUAGCAAUUACAUGUAGCUCUUGGUUUCCUUCCAUACUGUUCCCUCACCCGCUUACCAGCUCCUUCAAAGACUGUGAACCCCUUUCCCCAAAGACAGUCUUUGCCUAUGAAAUGUCUCAGGCGGUAUUAACGAUUUGACUUUGACCUCAUUAAAGAUAAGAAUUAACUCAAAUAGUCCCUGGUGUUGGUCUAGUUCUAAGCUAUUAACCUGAGUGAACGUCACCCCUGGAGAUUUUAGUUAUGUCAGGGGUGGGUCCCCAGAAUCUGUAUUUUGACAGAAAAUUCUGACAGCCAAUUCUGAAAUGCAGCCAGGCUGGAAUUUUAGUCUAUUUCAGUCUAUUUCUGAAAUAGACUCUAGUAGACAGAAAACACCAGAGUAACUCAUGCCUCUGUGGACUCUGUGUUCCCUGGCCAAUUUUUUCCCCCCUUAAAGAAUACGUUCUCAGCUCUGGUUGUGUGUGCAGAAUCACCUGGGGAGCUUUUUAAAAAUAUUGCUGCCCAGGCCCACGACCAGCCGUUGCCAUGGUCAGGGCGAUUCUUACUGUAGCCUGGGUUGCCAGUCACUGCUCUGUAGUAUCACCACCCUGGGAGGUGAAAACCCCGUCCUCACCAGCCCACCAGCCGUGGCAUUAGAGAGAGCCUCCGUUUCGAUGUGUGUCUGCUCACACAGUACCAGCAGAGGGCACACACAGCAAAGGCAUCAUGCAUGCGUUCAUUUCCGAGCCAGAAUCGCGAUCUCCACCUGACCGCGGCGGGACUUCAGCAGCACCACGAGGGCAGUCCCUGGGAGCCGCCCAGGCUCUCCGGAUCGACACCGGCAAAACUAGCAAAACCUGUGCUGAGUCCCUAAGGACGGAUUCCGGUAGAUGCUGGGGGGUUUGAAUCUUUAUGCUUCCCAGGUAACUCCAAGGCACCCUGACUUUUGAGAAUGCCUGUGUGGGAUUUACCCUUCCCAAAAGCCGUGCAGCAGAUGAGAAAGCAGUGUCUCGGAAAAUGCAAGUGGUCUUUAGGUUCAGGUGAUGGAUAUGUGGGUGAUUCCCCCACUUUGACAACAAAUCCAAAAUAAUAAUCUAAUAGAAAUACCCAAGGAGACCUACGAAGAUGUUCACUGAGUGUUCCUAAUAGCAAAACAAACAGCAAUGACAAAACUGGAAAUAAAUGUUUUUAAAAGAAAUUUUUAAGGUUUAUUUGUUUUUGAGAGAGAGACAGAAUGGGAGCGGGGGAGGAGCAGAGAGAGAGGGAGACACAGAAUCCAAAGCAGGCUCCAGGCUCUGAGCUGUCAGCACAGAGCCUGAUGUGGGGCUCAUACCUAUGAACCGUGAGAUCAUGACCUGAGCCAAAGUCGGAAGCUUAACCGACUGAGCCACCCAGGUGCCCCUAAACAGUUUUCAUUAGUAGGCGACACGGUUAAAUAAAUGUCGGUAGAGCCUUACUAUGGAAUAUUGCAUGGCCCUUAAAAAGAAUGAGCUUGAACAGUAUCUGCUGAUGUGGAAAGGUAACCAUGGCAACCGCGAUCAGUAGAAAAAGCAAGUCACAGAACCAAUAGAGUUUUGUGUGGUCUUGUGUUUGUAAAAACCCCCAUACACUGCAAGUUCACAGUGGUUACUCUGGGGAGAGGGUGAAGGGUGGGGGGGGGGGUGGAAUGGAGGGAAGACACCCAUCUUCAACGUUAUAACCUUCCAAUACUGUUAAGUAUCCAUGAUGAACAUCUUGUCUGUCUUAACAAGUGAAAAAUGCUGUAAAAAGCUCGAGAUCUCUCAAGUCAGCUUUUCAGGUGAAGCCACCAUGAAUUCCCAUGCUGGCCUUGGAAGCUGGGCUGACAUUAGGAAUCAUUCCGUUGUGGAGAGCAUCGGUGACAUGGCUAUGCCUGUCCCUUCUAGAGUGGUUUUCCUGCCUGUCCGCUGAGACCCGCCUGCAUGCCCUGGGCUGUGUAGAAUUUAACUGCAGGGAAUGGUGUGGUCUGUGCUAUGUCCAUUUUCGUACAGUACUUGCUGUGGACUGAACAUGUAUAUCCACCCCCACCCCUGAAAACUCCUGUGUUGAAACUGUAACCCCCAAUGUGAUGGUGUUUGGGGUGGAGCCUUUGGGAGGUGAUUAGGGUCCCCUUUGUGUGAUCAGGGCCUGUACGAAUAAAGAGGCUGUGUGUGUGUGUGUGUGUGUGCGCGCGCGUGUGCCCCAAGGAAGGCCAUAUGAGGACAUAACAAGGGGCCUCACCAACCAAUCAUGGCCUUGCAGCCUCCAGAACUGUGAGAAAUCUGUGUUUAAUGUUUAAGCUGCCCAGUCUAUGGUUGUUGGGGAGGUCAUCGAGAAGGCAUGACUGCCAGUUGACCCUCAGGCUGGCCCUGGGCAAUCGGAGGCUCCCCACCCCCUCCCCUGUCCUUGGAAUGUAGGUUCUACUUGGCUUCUCUGUUUCCGGAAGCUGUCCAAGGACACAGCCUUGAAACAGUGAUGUGGGGUUGAGGCCAUCUGCACGGUAGACAUGCCUGAACCCAGUUAAGGCCUCCACAUAAACUCAGAUUCUGGCAGGUGGGUGUGGAGGCCUUAUCUUGCAGCCGCCCAAGACAAGCCUUGUAAGUUAAGUCCCCUCGUGAGUUAAGUCCUCUUGCAGGUAUUAGUGAGUCCUGCCACCUGCCCACUGGAGCGGCCUCCUCUCUCUCCAGCUUCUCUCUGCCUUCCGUGUAUGGGAACCAGUCUCAGUUUGCACCCAGGGAGCUCGCGAGUGGGUUGUAGGCCAGCAGUGGUAUUCGUAUUCCGUCAUAGCCCCCUGGGCAGACUGAGACAUGGUCCCCCGGACCGCGGGGAGGUCAGCUCUAGCUGGGGACGUCUGUGGUCUGCACCGCUGGGAGCUGGUGUCCUACCUGCACUGGUGAUCAAAGAUGAGACUUCCAUGUUACAGGGCCGGGUAUCUACCAUUCAGCGACCAUGUUGAAUGCACUCCCCAGAGCCGAUGUGGGGGACUUAGCUGCUUGUGGGGGUGGGGGCAGCCGGGGGAAAAUUGCCCAGAUGGCCAGGGCUGGGGGCUUUCACUUCACUGCUGCUCUGUGACCUCAGGACUUGUGAGUCCCCAAAUGGAAAGUAACAGGGUCCCUUUGAGCCCCAGGCAGAGUCCAACUUUUAUGGCUUUGUUUUGCUCCUGUGGCAUUCAACUAUAAAAUCCUGUCCGAUUAAUCAGGCAGGGCCAUGUUUUACCAACUCUGGAGACAAAACAUCCAUUUUACUGAUUAACAGUUGAGAUACACUCCGAGACUCUGUGGGGCUUGUAUCUGCAUUGGGAAGUAGGUUUACUGCUGUGAGCGGGAACUGUAAGGUUGACAGAAAUGUUAUCAUUGCGUGGAAUCAUGGGAGGCACUAUGCCCUGCCACGUUGUAGCUGUGGCCAGAGAAGUUCUCCGUGUGCCUUGGGUUCUUCAUCUGGGAAGCAGUGGCAAUAAAAGUACCCACCUAAGGGGGUUGGGACGAUGGACUUAGUACCUGGAAUCCACCUAAAAUAGCGCUUGGUCCAGGGAAGCAUUUGAUACGUGCUAGGCUAGCAGGCUAGCAUUACAGAGGAGGCUCAGGGGUGAUGGGCCACCCAGCUAGAAAGUAGCAGAGUCGGGUUAUUCCACUGCCGUAUCCUGCCUCCCCAGCAUGGAAGGAGAACAGAAAAUAGGAAACAGUGCCUGGUUUUAUUUAUUUUUAGUUUUGAGAGAGAGAGCGAGCAGGGGAGAGGGGCAGAGAGAGAGGGAGAGAGAGGAAGAUUCUCAAGCAGGUUCCAUGCCCAGUGCAGAGCCUGACACAGAGCUCCAUCCCACAACCCUGGGAUCAUGACCUGAGCCAAAAUCAAGAGUCGGACACUCAACCAGCUGAGCCACCCAGGUGCCCCACAGGGACCAUUUGUAACGAGGAGUAUUUGAGGUUUUGGUGCCUUCCAAUCACCCACCGGCUCUAAGAAGGUAUGCUAAGAGCUCACACUGAUGUUGACCAGUUCAGAUGGACCUUCCAAGUCUGGCGGCCAGGCUGGCUGUGAGAAAGGUCCUGGGGUGGAGGACAGCCCCUGCCCUCACCCGAUCCCAACCUGGCUGUGCGCACAUACACACCCAUCUGUUGAUACGCUAGUAUGCCAUCUUUCCUACGUCUGCGUUUCAAAUCCUAGCUCCUGAGCUGAAUGGUUGGGCGGGUUCCCCCAACCUCUCUGAGCUUGUUUCCUCAUCUUACAAAUAAGCACACAACGGGCUCCUGGGUGGCUCAGUUAGACGUCCGACUUCAGCUCAGGUCAUGAUCUCACGAUUCAUGGGUUUGAGCCCCACGUCUGACUUCUGUGCUGACAGCUCAGAGCCUGGAGCCCGCUUCGGAUUCUGUGGCUCCCUCUCUCUCUGCCGCUGCCCCACUCACACUCUCAAAAAUAAACAUUAAAAAAAAAAUUAGGCACAGCUCAUAGGUUUGUCAUGAAAAUUAUAAAGCACCUGCAGCCUAUGCUUGCACAUAGGAGAUGGUCAACAAACGAUAAUUGUUACUGUAUGUGAUUAUUUAAAAUUUUUCUUUAAUGUUUAUUUUUGAGAGACAGACAUGAAGCACGAGUGGGGGAGGGGGAGGGGCAGAGAAACAGGGAGACACGGAAUCCGAAGCAGGUCCCAGGGUCUGAGCUGUCAGCACAGAGCCCGACGCGGGGCUCGAACCCACGAACCACAAGAUCAUGACCUGAGCCGAAGUCGGACGCUCAACCAACUGAGUCACCCAGGCGCCCC
Messenger RNA from Acinonyx jubatus (cheetah), 10404 nucleotides. RefSeq names its product transmembrane protein 186 (gene TMEM186). The record is from RefSeq and is a predicted model, not a curated record. The transcript is spliced from 2 exons. Gene Ontology annotation, cellular component: mitochondrion. Lineage: Eukaryota; Metazoa; Chordata; Mammalia; Carnivora; Felidae. Bases 1200 to 1886 code for a protein of 228 amino acids.